AUGCCCUACAAGUGCUCCCAAUGUGGUAAAUCCUUUAGCGAAAAUGGCAACUUGCUGAUACACCAGAGGACCCACAUGGGAGCAAAGCCACUCACACAGGAGAGAAACCCUUUGAAUGUCCUGACUGUGGGAAAAGUUUCAGUCAAAUUUGACCUGGUGAAUCAUCAGAGGACUCACACAGGAGAGAAACCCUUUGAAUGUCCUCUUUGUGGGAAAAGUUUCAGUCAGAAUUCUGACCUAGUGAAACACCAGAGAACUCACACAGGAGAGAAACCCUUUGAAUGUCCUCUUUGUGGGAAAAGUUUCAUUCAGAAUUCUGACCUAGUGAAACACCAGAGAACUCACACAGGAGAAAAACCCUUUGAAUGUCCCGAUUGUGGGAAAAGUUUCAGUCAGAAUUCCCACCUGGUGAGUCAUCAGAGGAUUCAUACAGGAGAGAAACCCUUUGAAUGUUCUGAUUGUGGGAAAAGUUUCAGUCAGAAUUAUAGCCUGGUGGAACAUCAGAGAACUCACACAGGGGAGAAACCCUUUGCAUGUGUUGAGUGUGGGAAAAGUUUCAGUCACAAUUUCAACCUGGUAAGACAUCAGAGAACUCACACAGGAUAGAAACCCUUGGAACGUCCUAAUUGUGGGAAUAUUUUAGCCAGAAUUCCCACCUGGUGAAAAACCAGAGGACUCACAUAGGAGAGAAACCAUAUGUGUGCCCAGAGUGUAGGAAAAGUUUCAUUAAAAAUUUCCACCUCAUGAGACACUGGAUGCCUCACACAGGAGAGAAAUCCUUCAAAUAUCCUGUCUAUGGACGAUCUUCAAGUAUAAAUCUUCUCUUAUUUCCUACAAGAAAAUCCACAUGAAGGAAACAUUGAUGAGUUUAGAGAAGGGUUGAAUUUCAUUUCUAAUCUCUCAUUAGGAAUAUAAGUGACUAAUUGACUAUUUUAAUUCUGGCCUCAUUCUUUUUACUCAAACAUGUCUCAGGAUUAGACUUGUAGGUGAAUGAAAAUGAAAAAGGGCUAACUACCUGUUUCUGGUUAGCAGCAGCAGUUUUUGGAUAUUUCAUUUUUGCAGAAGUAAUGGAAUUCCUCAAAAAGGCUUUUGGGUGGUGUUUUUUGUAUAUCGCUUAUAUAAUUUCCACAGGUGGACUUUCCAUCUUCUACCUUGGUGUCCUCCAGAUUUUGAGUCCCAGAAUUCCGCAGCCAUCUUAUUAGUAGUCUUCUAGAUACAAUUGUAAUGGGACCUGCCAAUUAUAGUUGCAUGUUGCAAUGGUUUUUAAGCGAGAUUGCCUUGCUUAACCCUCCCCAUCUCCUUCUCUCCCUGAUGAAGCUGUUAAAAAUAUUAAAAAAUAUGAAUAUAAAAAUAUUCAAGUCAUUAAGAAAUAUUCAAGUCAUUAAGCAGAACAGUGACUACCUCAGGGUUGCAGGAAUGUCUUGGAGAUCUACUACACCAACUUUUGGGUUCCUACAGACCUUUCCCUCCCCACAGGCAUUUCCUACUCCCACUGGAACCCUGCGAUCAUUAGGGCUUACUCCCACCUCACCAGGCAUCACAACCUCCUCCUUCUCCAUAUCUUUUGAAGACCACUGAACCUCAUGUUGGUGAAGGAGGGUAAGACAUUUGUGGGCUGCAUGACUGUGUCAUGAAAGCAGCCGUUAUUUUGACUGUGCCUGGGAUUCAUGUCUAGGCCAUGCGGUGGAGUUGUGGAAGCAGCCACCAUUUGCCAUGUCUGCCUCUGUCAAAAUGGUGGCUGCUUCUGGGUCACUAUCACGUGGGACUGGGACAAAGUGUUUUGUUUUGCUACCUUAACACUUUGUAAACUGUGUUAAGGAAUUGUAGGUGCACUGGAAAUGGGAUGAGGUACAUGGGAGAUCUCCAAAAGGGCAGUAUCCUUGGGCUACAUGAGAAAUAGACAAGUACUGCUUCUGCCAAUUUUGUGCUGCAAAAAAAGCGAAUUCAGUCCUAGGCUGCAUCAACAGAGGCAUAGAAGUGAUAGAGUUACUUUACACUGUGCUGGUGACAGCACACCUAGAAUAGUGCAUCCAAUUCUGGUCACCACGAUAAAACCAGCCCCAUGAUGCUACGAUUCUAUGAAUUUAGAGGCAGUUUAGAAAAUAGGUACAUAGUAGCCCCAUAAACGUGUUUGCGCUAAAGGGACUUUUUUUAAAAAAGGUUACUUUCUUCAGAAAAUUAAUAUACAGUACAAACUCCAAAAACAGAAAGAUUUUUUUUCAAAAGCAAAACAAGGAUAGACAAAACAUUUAAAAGAAAAAAUGUGCAUUAAAAAGGACAAAAACAGAUUUACAUAUAUUACCAACCCCCCACUUGAAUAUUCAUAAAUAUAUUGGAGCAAUAUUAGUUUCCUACCCUUGUAAAGCAGCCCAAAAUUUAUAAACUUCUAUUCACAACCAAUUCGACGUUCAUCUAUAUACGAUACGUAAAGGCAUUAUAAUUAACAGAUGAACCAACAACAAAGUUAAACAUCAAAGCACUUUGUUAACAAUCUACUAUUCCGUUUAAUUUGUAUAAAGUUUAGAAUGGCUUAUUUACCAUAAAUCACCAGAACCAUUGUCUCUGUUUUGUCCAGGAUGAAAUAUCUUUGUUUGAUUCUUAUUAAUAAAACUUCUUCUUAAAAUUUAAGUUGAGAACAAUAAGACAACAGUUGUGUCUUAUUCCCCCAAUCCUUUGGUGGAUCCAUUUAACAUUUACAGCAAACAAGAUGGUCAGGAACACAGAAACAUCGUGAGGUAAAUCCAAAUAGCAUAAAGAGCACACAGAAGAAAAAAAGCGGGAAAAAUGGGAAACUCCCCCUUUGCAUCUACAGCAACCAAUUAUAGCGUAGAUUGCCUCAUGUAAGAUGUUUUAAUGGUGUUGUCAUUAGGUCAGCUAAAUUAUUUUCUGAUGGACAAUAAAUUAUGUCUAUUACAUUUUCUUUCACUGCUUCUCUGACUUUACAUUAUGUCAACACGCUUCCUUCUGGUUUGUACGCCCACCUGUUGUCAUUUGUACACCUUUUGUGUUAUCUUCAAAUACUGGUAUAGCUCCUUUCACUUCAACAUCCAAAUCCUUUACUAACCAUAUAUACCAUGUCAUCUCUGAAGAGAAUUGAAGACAAUUCUGAUAAUGCUAUGAAUUGUGCUGCAGCUGUGGAAAUGACAACUGAAGUCCGUUUUCUAGAUUUCCAACUAGCUAGUAUGUUUGCUGACAUCAUAACAAAUCCUGACAUUGACUUUGUCUCUUGUACAUCAUAAGCCCAAAUACUGUCUACAAAGCAUUUCAAUUCCAAUUCACUUGAUGGUUGUAAAUGCAAUCGUAAACCCAUGGUUCAAUAGCAAAUAUUCUUUUAAUUCCUAACCAAUUUUGUUGCAUAGGUUGUUAUUUUGUAAUAAUCUUUAUUCAAUCUUUUUCCAUUUUAAAACCACAUUUCCACUUUUACAGCUUUCAGUUAUUGGCAUCAAUUCUAAUUACAUAUUUUCCAUUUAUGGCCUAUUAUUUUAUACAUUUAUGUAGUUUUUAUAUUUAUACAUCUAGAUACCUAAAACCUUUUUCUAUGUUAUAGAAUUGUUCACCUUUAAUAUACGUUUUCUAAAUUCUAAAUUCUUAUGUAUUAAAUAUAUAUAUUUACACAGCCCCUUUAACAUCAUAUUCAUACAUUUAUACGGUUUUCACUUUAACAUAAUUUCUAUGUAUAUUCUAUACAUUAAUUUUACAUCUAAUUUCUAGCCAUUUAUACCACAUGUUCCAGAUUUUAUAGAACUCUGUUUUCUCUCUCUCUUUUAACUCCAUAGUUAAUUUAUCCAUUUCUGCACACUCGAGCACCUUUUUUAUUAUCAUUGUGUUUGAUGGCAUGUUUUCCUGUUUCCAGUUCUAGGCAAAUGUGAUUCUGGCUGCAGUUAUGAUGUGGAGUAUGAUGUAUUGAAUCUUCUUACUUGUAUUUCCUUUUAUGAUACCCAAUAAGAACAGUUCUGAUUUCAUCUCAA
This is a messenger RNA of Ahaetulla prasina, 3968 nucleotides long. Its product is annotated as zinc finger protein 180-like. Gene Ontology annotation, biological process: regulation of transcription by RNA polymerase II. The record is from RefSeq and is a predicted model, not a curated record. The transcript is spliced from 2 exons. The coding region runs from base 1 to 606 and encodes 201 amino acids. Lineage: Eukaryota; Metazoa; Chordata; Lepidosauria; Squamata; Colubridae. Gene Ontology annotation, molecular function: DNA-binding transcription factor activity, RNA polymerase II-specific; RNA polymerase II cis-regulatory region sequence-specific DNA binding.